ACUAUCGUUAACAUAUACGAGCCAAUCGACUUUCUGUGCUGCGUGUUCCCGUUUUCAACUCUUACACGUUCGCCAGACAACAAAAUUUAAAUUCUUCAUUUCAAUUUUAAAAAAGUUUUUCGUUUUAAACGAGAUUCCUUUACAGAGUUACUUCAAUUUAGAGGAUUUUUGCAUUCUUAUUGGACUUGUGUAUAUAGUCUAUAAAAUAACUAAGAAGGAACCAAAGUUGGGUCCAUAAAUGGGACCCUGGUUAUCCUUGAUCAAAACACACAAGGUCAAAAAGAUAAAGGUGCAAAGAAUUUUCAAAAGUUGAAGAAAUUAAGGAAUAUUUAUAAAUAUUUUUUUUUUCAAACUAUAUUAGAAAAAUUUUAAAUUAAAAAAAGGAGAAAGGAAGUUUUACGCGAGUAAUUUUCGAAGAAGACGUGUCAAGGAAACGAGCUGAGGCGCACGGUGAGAGUCACCGGAGUGACAGCUCAACGGUCGAAAUUUUCGUACAUAAUAGAGAGUGUUGUGCUGUUUAGGAGGGUGAGAGGAAUCAUCAAGAGAGAAAAAGGGAGAGAAUUCGAAUAAGAGAGAGAGACAGAUAGAGAGAAGCGUUGGAGGAGAAAUACACUGAGUGGUGCUGCCCCCUUCCGAGGAAAUCGUUGCUCCCUCUCCAGAGCCAGUCGAACGAGGUCUGUUCAGAACAGAACGGUUUUUACCACUGAACACUUGACAUCAUACCAGUUUGGAGUUGUACUCACUUUUCAUUUACUGAGUUGUUACUUUGUUUGAAUUCCGAAUCAUUAACGGUUUUCUAAUAACAAUUUUUACGUUUUCUUAUCAAAUAAAAUAGAUUUUGAAGUGUGUGAAAUUGGAGCGAGGACUAAAGGCUGCAACUCUGUGAGAACGAAUAGCGCAACGGUGUUGCGUGGACUAGUUUCGAAGGUAUCAUUGUCGUGCGAUCACGGUGCGGAAACAGAAGAGAAUUUAGGAGGGUGAGGUGAGGAAUUUCUCGCGUGGUUGUCCGGUGUGUUGGUUGGGGGGAGCGUAAGGACAGAGAGAUAAAGAGCGACGGUGACGGGGGGAGUUCAAAGGGGGCAUCGAGGGAGAGAAAGAGUGAGAGAGAGAGCGCUCUAGUGGACUCUGUUAGAAGCUCAGUUAUCACAAUGGCUUCCGUGAAAGACACCGCGACUUUUUUUGCGGAGGGCACUUCAAAUCAAUUUGAGCACGUCCUUAAAUUAUAUCCUCAGGCUCUACGAGUCAAGGCAAUCCACAAGACGAAGAAACCUGAGGAGCUGAUCAAGCUGGACAAUUGGUACCAAAAUGAAUUGCCAAAGCAGAUUAAAGCUCGUGGCAAAGAUGCUCAUCUCAUUCAUGAGGAACUCGUACAAACAAUGAAAUGGAAACAAAAUCGCGGGAAAUUUUAUCCACAACUUUCAUACCUGGUGAAGGUAAAUACGCCCCGAGCUGUGAUGGCAGAGACGAAGAAGGCGUUCAAAAAGCUUCCAAAUAUUGAACAGGCCAUCACUGCCCUCUCAAAUCUCAAGGGCGUUGGCACCACCAUGGCUUCAGCACUCUUGGCGGCGGCCGCACCUGAAUCUGCACCUUUCAUGGCCGACGAGUGUCUUAUGGCUAUACCCGAGAUUGAGGGUAUUGACUACACGACCAAGGAAUACCUUAAAUUUGUCUCGCACAUCAAGAAUACAGUGCAGAGGCUCAACAAACAAGCGACAAAUGGUAAGACAUGGAGCCCUCAUAGAGUGGAAUUGGCCCUCUGGACGCAUUAUGUUGCUUCUGAAUUAAAACCCGAAUUGCUCGAUGGUAUUCCAAUAACGGCAGAAAAUGGAAAUUCCCAUUCACCAAGCAAUGGUGAAGCUACUGAGCCGUCCGAUGAUAGUAAUCAAGAGCCUGCUGUUGUUAAUGGUAAAGAAUCGUCGGAGCCACAUCAUACAAAUGUGAUUGACGAAAAUAGUACCACUAAUUCAUUUACCGAGGACUCUAUGGAUAAGCCAACCACUCCUUUAGUUGCCACUGAAGACGAUGACAGCAAUAAUACUCCACGUCCCACUGACAGCGAAGACACUGAAGAUUCGCAGGACGUUCAGGAGCCACCAGCGAAAAAGAACAAGAAGUGACCCCGUAGCCGAUCCCCCAUAAAUACUGUAAGUCACCUCGUGUCGACCGCCAAUCUCGCGCUAAUCGCUGCUAGACGCUUCUAGCCACUCGAAAAAUCGCGAAAUAUAAUUUAAAAAUAAAAAAUUGAGCCACCUUUUUAUGAUCGCUCUUCCGUCUGCUUGUCUCUUCUCAAAAAAAAAAAAUAGGACCAACGGGAGACAGACAAUGAAGGUUCGCGACACUGGUGCUAAAAAUCCAACGUUCUUUGUUUCUUUUUUAACAUCAAUUUCAAAAAAAAAAAUAUUCAGAAUUCGCGAUUAUUUAAAACACUAGGAAAAAAAAUUUACAAUCGAGGUGACACUUGGUUCAUUAAAAAAAAAAAAAUGGCGUCUUCACUUGGAAAGUUUUGACGCACAAAAUUCAAAUUUUAUUAACUUUCCAAUUUUAUAAAAUUUGUUGAUAAUAAAAAUUAAAAAAAAAUAGUUAUUCUUUCAUUCCGGCUCAAUUAAGUGUCGCCUCGCGUGUACUAUUUUUCCUCAGGAUAUAAUGUACCUUCUGUCUUUCUCCUUGCAAGGUCGCUCUAAAAGGCUUAUCUCGAGAUGCCACUAAGUCUACUCUCAAGUCGUAAACUGUUUCUCAACCGGCCGAGGGGGGCAGGGAGAAAAAAUAAUAAAAAAAAAAAAUAAAAAAAAAAAAAAAA
Molecule: messenger RNA, 2797 nt
Organism: Leptopilina boulardi
Lineage: Eukaryota; Metazoa; Arthropoda; Insecta; Hymenoptera; Figitidae
Gene: Amun
Exons: 4
Coding region: 1149-2117 (322 amino acids)
Source: RefSeq, a predicted model, not a curated record